Molecule: messenger RNA, 140 nt
Organism: Racocetra persica
Lineage: Eukaryota; Fungi; Glomeromycota; Glomeromycetes; Diversisporales; Gigasporaceae
Source: the annotation of a GenBank genome assembly
AUGGCUCUUAAGAGAAUUAAUAGAGAAUUGCAAGAAAUAGAGCGAGAUUCACCAUCAUUUUGUAGUGCUGGCCCGAUUGGUGAGGAUCUAUAUCAAUGGCAAGCCACGCUUUUGGGACCUGAUGAUGGUCCAUACGCUGG